UACGACAAAGGAAGAAAUUUCCCUGCGAAGAAUCAAAUCUGAUAGCUUUGAGAAAUUAUCAUCCGGAGUCCUGAUACCAUACAACUUAUCAUUGCGAGUAAUCUGUGUUUAAUUUGCUGUAAUAAUUAUUGUACAGUGGAAAGUUGAAGCAUAAAUUUUGGCGCAGGGAGAACAUUUGUUCGUGAAAACGGGAGGUGGAAAACAAUUGCAAAUAGCCAGGGCUUAAUGGAUUGAUUGCAGUUGCGGAUUUGAUAUGGCCGUGAUUUUAUAUGUGUAGCGUGCGUAAGCAGCAAAUGUUUGGAAAAUAUGGAUUGGUCUGUGGAUUCAUAAAUACAAGGGAAGCGGCGGCCGGAUUAUUUCUUUGUUAAGGACAUUUUAUUCCCAUUUUUUGGAUUGGUGGGAAAAUCGCCGUUCUCAAAUUGUCUGCCUGUAUACAAUUUAUUCGUGCCGAAAUGAGCUCAUCUGUUGUUUCUGAGGAUUUUGUGCCUGGGAGGAUGCUUUUGGUCCAUGUGGCCGAAAAUGGGCAAAGCAUUGGGGUUGAGUGCGACGGUGCGACCUCUGUGGAUGAUCUACAGCAGCGUUUGGCAUCUGUAACGGGAGUGAAUGUUAAUGAGCAGCUUCUGAUAUGUGGGGACAAGGGAUUGGAGCCUCAGAGAUCACUGGCUUCUUACAAGCUGCCCUGUGAUGGGCAUGAUGUUUUUCUUUACAACCGAACUCGACUUAUGGCUGACAGUCCUCCACCUCCUAAGGAAGUUAUUGAAUUGCCAGAGAUUCCUAUGGUUCCUACCCCAUCAUCUGCCCAAAGUCCCCAUCGCUUGGAUGAUGCAGCAGAUCCGGCCUCGAGAGCACUGGCCCAGUAUGAGAGGCAAUUCAAGUGCCAUUUUCAGAAGGGUCACCAUAUCUACAUUGCAAGUCAAGCGAGAUUUGAAUUGUCAAGGCGAUUGGUCCAGGAGCAACAAGUUCAGGGAAGGGCUUUUGAGACUGGAAGGGCUAAUAUGGAGCUCUCUUGCAAGAUGUUCAAUCAGUUAUAUAUGGACUUCAUGAAGCAAUUUGAUCACCAGCAGAGGUAUCACAUGGAUCUUGUGACAAAUUUUCAGAAGACCCUAAGCAGAUUGCAAACUUGCAAGCUUCAUCCAAAACUUCAAACACAAAGGUAUAAAUGCCUUUUAGACUUUGUACGACAAGAAGACAUAUCACGAAAGACUUUGGAGGCAUGCCAUUUGUCCCACAAGCAGUUCCAAGAAAAAGUGUCACAGCUCAAGCCGAUAUAUUCUGACCUACAGCGUAAGGUUCAAGAUCUGCUUCGUGCCCAACCUUCAAUUGAUGUGCGACGUGAAGAAAACAUGGUCAGACAACAUGAGCGACACUUUAAGGAGCAAGCAAGCAUAUUAGAUACUUUACGAAAAGAUGUAAAGACUGUAAAGAAGCACGUGGAUAAUUGCUUCACUAGCCAAUUAUCUGCUUCUUCACUCAGACCUCAUGAUGCAGUCUCUGCACUGGGUCCUAUGUAUGAUGCUCAUGAUAAGAACUACUUGCCAAGAAUGGAAGCAUGCAGCUAUGAAAUAAACAAACUGUUCGAGUUUUGCAAAGAUAAGAAACACGAGAUGAGUGUGUGGGUUCACACUCAUAUGCAAAGGGUGGCAUCUCUUCAGUCUAGUAUUCGUAAUAUACGAUUUGAGUUGUCAGCAUUUAAGGAAGCUAUGCGUCAUCAAGAUGAUAUAUUUGCUAAGCUGAAAUCUAUUCGCAAAAUUGGUCCUUCAUAUAGGGCUUGCCUUGCAGAAGUGGUUAGGAGAAAGGCUUCUAUGAAACUAUACAUGGGGCAAGCAGGCCAGCUAGCUGAAAAACUGGCUAGUAGGAGAGAAUCUGAGGUACAAAGGCGGAUGGAGUUUUUAAAGUUACAGAGUGAUUACAUCCCUCAGGAUGUCUUAGAAGCUCUGGGGUUAUUUGAUGUCCCUAGACAGUGUGUUGUUAAUAUUGAGCCAUCCGACACCAGCUUACUUGACAUUGAUGUUGCAGAUCUCGAGCGCUACGCUCCAGAAUCCUUAGUGGGAUUGCUGACCAAGGGCGAUUCAAAUGCACAAGGAAAAGGCUCAUUUGCCUCAUUUAGCAGCAGCUAUCAUUCUGGUAAUGAUGAGGAAAGUUAUGUAAAUACUGGUAAGCAAUAUGAAGCUGGGAUGAUGGAUGAUGAUUAUGAUGAUGAUUGUAUUCUUGGUACAACUGAAAUAGAGGUUGAAAAUGCAUGGUUGAAAGCCGAACUUGCUUCAGCUGUAGCAUUUAUCUCUUCUUUUGCGCCUGAUAUUUACUUUGAUGCAGUAGAUGAGAGUAGCAUAGAAGGGCUCUUACAGAAGGCAGCACAGGAAACAUCAAAAGCAUUGAAUUUAAAGGAUGAGUAUGUGAAACAUGUUGAGAAUGAUUUGAAGGUGAAGCAGCUGCAAUGUGUAAAAUAUGAAGAAAGAAUUCAAGAACUUGAGCAAAGGCUCUCAGAUCAGUUCAUACAUCUAAGUAAACUGACAGAGAGGAAAGAUGGUAUGGAAUGUGCUGUAUCCAGUGUCCCAGCAUCAAAAGCUGAUGACUGUAAGUCAGAAACGUCAGUGAUAAGUAGGGAUGAAAUGGCACAAAAUCCAUCAGUUUUACCUGAACCUAUGGAUGAGGGGUUUUGCUCCUCUGUUAAUAUGAGCUCUUCAAAAUAUGAGCAUCACUCAGGUGAGUUACGCGAGAAUGGUGAUGAAAAUAUGGCUGAUUUUCUUGGGACAAUGCUUCCAGAAGCAAUAUCUGCAGUUAAAACACCCUCGGGUAACUCUGCCUUGGAAUUUUCCAAAGAGGAGUUGCAGGCUGAUGGCAGAGAUAAAACUCAGAAGGUGGGAAGUGCAGCACAAUUGGGAGUGAUUUCAGAAAGUAAUGAUGCGAGUCAUGCUACAGAUCAAGCAUUUUCUGAAUUUAGGUUUGAGGGAGAAAGUAAUUCUCCAUCUGAACAGAAAGACCUUAUAGUGGAGUUGCAGAAUGCAUUGUCAGAGAAAACAAAGCAUUGUGCUGCAAUUGAAACAAAGUUGGACACAGUCCUGGAGGAUUUUGCCUCUGUCAGGAGGGAGUUAGAAGUCAGUUUAAAACUCUUAGACGAAUCUCAGAUGAAUUGUGCUCAUUUGGAAAAUCUCUUACAUGAAGCUAGAGAAGAAGCACAAACAAACUUAUGUGCAGCAGAUCGUAAAGCUGCAGAGUAUAAUUCACUUCGUGCAUCAAGUGUUAAGUUGCGGGCCUUGUUAGAAAGACUGCGGAGCUGUGUUGCUGCUACAGGUGGAGCUGGACCAGGAUUUGCAGAGUCCCUGCGUUCUUUGGCACUGUCACUUGGGAGUUCUACUGUCAGUGAAAGUGGAGAUGAUGGCUGUGCUGAAUUUCGAACUUGCAUCAGAGCUUUAGCAGAAAAGGUAGGGUUCCUUGCUCAACAGCGUGCAGAUCUUAUGGAAAGAUUAUCAAGGGCUGAAGCUUCACAGAAUCAUUUAUCAAGAGAGUUGGAGAGUAAAAUGGAGCUAGUCAAGAGUUUAUAUGCUAAGCGUACGAUGGAUAAGCAGGUGAGCAAGGAAAAGAUAUCUUUUACCCGCUUUGAAGUCCAUGAGCUUGCAGCAUUUGUACCCAAUUCAGCUGGACAUUAUGAAGCAAUCAACCGCAAUUGCAGGAAUUACUAUUUAUCAGAGGAAUCCAUUGCCCUUUUUAUCGAUAACAUUCCUAAUGGACGACACUAUAUUAUUGGACAGAUUGUGCACAUUCAAAAGAAUGUUGCCAGGCAUCCAGGAAAUGGCAGAGAUUUGGUAGCAUCUUCAGGCUCCAGUACCAGCAGCUUUAAGUCUCGAUACAAUCCUUACGGGCUUCCUAUUGGCACUGAGUACUUUGUAGUUACUGUGGCCAUGGUUCCCGAUCUCAUUCGUUCAGCACAUGCUUGAAAGUUCCCAGUAUUGCAAGGAAAUUAUGCACAUGCCUUUUAUUUUUGUACAGUUAUUGAAAUACCAUUUCUUAAUUUGUAUAGAUCAUCUUGUAUGAUUGUAUUAUAUCUGUAAUUAACAAUAUGAUUAAAGAAAUUAUCCAUUUUAUUCUUA
Molecule: messenger RNA, 4088 nt
Organism: Cryptomeria japonica (Japanese cedar)
Lineage: Eukaryota; Viridiplantae; Streptophyta; Pinopsida; Cupressales; Cupressaceae
Product: autophagy-related protein 11
Exons: 7
Coding region: 453-3935 (1160 amino acids)
Biological process (GO): positive regulation of protein phosphorylation; autophagosome assembly; reticulophagy
Cellular component (GO): extrinsic component of membrane; Atg1/ULK1 kinase complex; phagophore assembly site membrane
Molecular function (GO): protein kinase binding; molecular adaptor activity
Source: RefSeq, a predicted model, not a curated record